UAUUUAUACACAAACCCACACAAGUCCCUCCCACCAUCAUUCCCAAUAUUUCUGAUCCGCUUUGCUUUGUUGUCUAAGCUCCUAAAUUUCCCUUCAAUCCCAAAUCCCAUUUGCCCGAUCCCUUCCUCAAGUUUUCAUCUUUUUGGGGGCUUCUCUUGAAUUGUGUCGCCCACAAAAUGAUACCAACAAAGCAUGGCCACAGAUUCUUCAAGUUCCGUGGUGCGCGGGCAAUCCCUCAGUCUCUACACUCUCUCUCGGCUUUUUGAUUCCCAAAGCUGUCCCACCUCAGAACCCCCACAGUUAUUGCUUCUUAUCCUCCAUCUAAUACGCCUUGGAUAAAAUCUCAAGAAUCCCACAUCUCCAAAAGUGAGAUUGUCCUUUGUUUUUUAUCUGAUUCUCUUACUUUUCUACCUUUUCCAUCAAAAACAAACAUUUCACUCUCAUUCUUCUGUCAAAUCGUACAUCCGGACCGUAUCUUCCUAAUAUUCCACAACUUUCACUCUGUUUUUCUAAAUGGUUCCUAAUAAGAAGUACGACUUCUCACGUGCGGUUGUAGAGAUGGCAUGGAUCAUGCUGAGGAUUGACUACUCCAGGCUCUUCUGGCUCCUCUUUGGCGUCUUCUCAUACGAAAACCACGAGGGAAAGCCGCGGAUUUAGAACUCGUUUUCUUUGAUUAGAGUUCAUCGAUCAGCACUCCUAGUUUCUACUUGCCUAAAACAAAUUAGUCACGUGAUAAUCUGAAUUCCUUGACGCCUGCGGGUUUCGGGUUUCUGUUCCUAGUCCUGCUGUAUUUCUUCACCAAAGUUUAGCUAGGUAGGCGCAUGCAACGCUUGGACAACAAGGAGGUUGGUAGCCCAAACAUGUAUCGGAAGAAUAUUGGAGAGCGCACCCACGAAUCCAUAUCAGAAACUGAAUACUUGGAAACCGAUCCCACUGGUCGAUACGGCAGAUCUGAUGAAGUUCUUGGAAAAGGAGCAAUGAAGAAAGUGUACAAGGCAAUUGACCAGCUCCUUGGGAUUGAGGUGGCGUGGAACCAAGUAAAACUGAAUGAGGUGCUUCGCUCACCGGAGGAUUUGCAGCGGCUGUAUUCAGAGGUUCACCUGCUCAGAACCCUUAAACAUGACUCCAUAAUUCGAUUCCACACUUCCUGGAUUGAUGUUGAUCGCAGGACAUUCAACUUCAUUACCGAAUUGUUUACCUCGGGGACACUAAGAGAAUACAGGAAGAAAUAUAAGAAAGUAAACAUCCGAGCUGUUAAGAGCUGGGCACGCCAAAUCUUACGGGGCCUUGUUUAUCUUCAUGGUCUUGAUCCUCCAGUAAUUCAUAGAGAUCUCAAGUGUGAUAACAUCUUUGUCAAUGGCCAUCUUGGACAAGUCAAAAUUGGUGAUCUAGGACUUGCUGCGAUUCUUCAUGAUUCCCGAUCUGCCCACAGUGUCAUAGGCACCCCAGAGUUCAUGGCACCAGAAUUAUAUGAAGAAGAUUACAAUGAGCUCGUUGACGUGUACUCAUUUGGCAUGUGUGUUUUGGAGAUGCUGACAUCUGAAUAUCCAUAUGGUGAAUGUGCCAACCCUGCUCAAAUCUACAAGAAAGUGACAUCGGGGAAGCUGCCAGGAGCAUUCUACCGAAUUGAAGACUUGGAAGCACAGAAAUUCAUUGGAAGAUGCUUAGUAACUGCUUCAAAGAGAUUGUCAGCAAAAGAAUUAUUGCUCGACCCUUUUCUAGCAUCUGAUGAAGAUGAACAGUUAUCUAUGACAAAGCUAGGAAGUCAGAAGGCAUUUUUAAAUAAAGGGGAAAUGGAGAAACUACAAUCAAGCCAUGAUCCACACAAGACAGACAUGACAAUCACGGGGAAGCUCAAUCCUGAUGAUACCAUCUUUCUUAAAGUGCAUAUUGCCCAUAAGGAUGGCUCUCCGAGGAACAUAUUUUUUCCUUUUGACAUUUUAACGGACACUCCAAUUGAUGUUGCAACGGAGAUGGUGAAGGAGUUGGAGAUCUCUGAUUGGGAACCAUUUGAAAUUGCAUAUAUGAUUGAAGGAGAGAUUUCUGCUUUAGUACCCCAUUGGAAAAGAUGGGACCUGUCUCAUCCUGAAGCCUACCAUACUUUUAACUAUCAAGAUGAAGACAACGAUGAUGAUCGGGGCCCUCAUCAUCCUUUUCAAUCUUUCUCCUCCCUUUCAUCAUCCGACGGAUCAGCAUCAGUCUUGAUGAGGAUUGAUGAAAUGGCAAACCAGCGUGGUUGGUUCCAAGAUAAUUUGCUUGAUGAUGCCAGCUCUCAAAGCUCUUCACACUCAGGAACAUAUUCGAACGUAGAUUACUACUCUGGUAAUGAGCAAGAGCCCAGCACAAGUCCUAGAAGAGGAUACCAACAUGCAGCCAUAACGAGUCACAACUGUACCAGGUUUUGUCCUGGGGAAGCAGUCCAAAAAUGGCUGCCGUCCAUGGCUAGUAGACAAUGGGGAGUUUCACAAGAAUCGCAUGGAGCCUCUGGCUCUACUUGUAAAGGUAAGGGGAUGGUGGACAACCGUAGGCUAACGAGAAACAGAUCACUGGUAGAUACACGUAGCCAAUUACUGCACAGGUCAUUGGUGGAGGAGGUAAACAAGCGGCGGUUGUCUAAGACAGUUGGAGCUGUGGAAAAUAUUGGGUUUCAAGCUCCAUGUGAGGUUUCUAAAAUGGAGUCAAAGCCAUCAAAGCAGAAGAAUAGGAAAAUGCUUCAGUGAGAAAAGAUUCAAAAUUUGAAGAUUUGAUCGACAAACACAUGCAAAAUGCUUAAUUCAUGGUGGUGAUGGUACGAGACUUUAGCACACUCAAGGUCAUGUGCGUGAGAGUGAGAAUCUAGAUGGUAUUUUAUGUACAAAUGUCUACAUUACAUAUAUAUAAUAUAGAAUCUUCUGUUUGAGAAUAAAUGCUUGUAUGAAACGGUUGGUGUAUAAAUUAAAAAAAAAUAGUUUAAUCCAUUCCUA
Messenger RNA from Juglans regia (Persian walnut), 2963 nucleotides. Its product is annotated as probable serine/threonine-protein kinase WNK4. Gene Ontology annotation, molecular function: protein serine/threonine kinase activity; ATP binding. Gene Ontology annotation, cellular component: cytoplasm. The transcript is spliced from 7 exons. Lineage: Eukaryota; Viridiplantae; Streptophyta; Magnoliopsida; Fagales; Juglandaceae. Gene Ontology annotation, biological process: intracellular signal transduction; protein phosphorylation. The record is from RefSeq and is a predicted model, not a curated record. The coding region runs from base 822 to 2720 and encodes 632 amino acids.